AUGAUAGGUUUAGUUGCACCUACAGAAUAUAUUUUUAGCUGCGGUAAUAGAAGUGAAAAUUGCCAAGAUCAAAAAGCUAUGAUUGAUACAUCUCCGAAUUCAUCGGACGAAGAAAUUGUAUGUGAAAUAGAAGCGAAUCAAUCAUAUAAAAUAUUUUCUCAAUAUGGUUUCUUGCAUUGCAAACAAUUUUCAACAUCAACCAAUCAUUCAACCAUCGUUCUGAGGCCAAAAAGUGAAACUAAAAAUCAAGAGUGGCAAUUUUUAUCGGUCGACAAAGAUGCUAGCGAUCAAGAGAAUUUGUAUGUGAUCACAUGCGUAGCAACGAAUAAAGCAUUGACUGUCGAAGGACAAGCUGGUGGUGGUUCUGGACAAUUGCAUCAAUGGUCACAUGAUACACCAGAUAUACAUCAACAGUUUAGAAUCAAAACAAGAGACGGAAAUUUAUGUGAAAUUGAACAUGCUCAAACAAAUCGAAGUGUCGCCAUUAUUAAUUUGGAUGCACAUUCAAAACAACAAAAUGAAGCCGUUAUUGGUGUUUCACCUAGAUCGAAUAAUCCAAAUCUGUGGAGAUUGAGUAAAACAGAAACGAUCAGAAACAAACACUGGAAUGUGUUCAUGGAUGGAAAAGCAGGUUAUCUAUGUCUGGGCUAUGGUCGACGAAAAUCGUCUAUUCCCUUGACGCUGACGAAAUGUUUGCAAUGGUGUGAAAGUCGACAGAAACGAUUUUGUAUGUGGAAUCAUUUGAGCCAGAAAGCGCAGGAAGAUAAUGGAGACGAUGAUGAUGAAGAAGAUGAUAACUCUUUUAAUAUGACAACUACAACAAUUGUUAGUUCGUGUUGGGCAACAAAUAAGUGUAAUAAUCGAACGCUGAUUGAAAAUGAACAAUAUUCAAUUUAUGAGUUUCAAUAUGACGACGCGGAUACUGACGAAAAAUCCGUACCAAUAAUUAAUGAAUCAAACAAAUCAGUGCCAGCAUUGAAUGCUUACAUCUCUUAUACAAAAUAUCUUCUUUUGCAAGCAAACGAUUUUCAAUUAAAUUCUGAACCAUUGAUGUGUGUUGAUUUAGAUCCAAAUAAAGAUGCUAUUGUUACAUUUGAAAAUUCAUCGGAUGGAAUUCGUUUAUGUGAUAUGUGUCCAAAUUUACCUCCAUUCGAUAAAAUGUUCGGUAUAAUUAUCAAUCAAGUCGAUAAUAUUCCACUUUCGACUAUGUCUAAACUGAAAUUUGAUGAAUGUUUCAUGGAAUGUGUCGAUGAUGAACGAUGCAUUGGCUAUUCAUAUUCAGAGAAACAUAAAAAAUGCUUGACAUUUGAUCGCAUACGUGCAAGCGACGAUCGUCUAGAGAUGGCAAAUCAAGAAGACAAAUGGACAACUGUCUUAGUUAAACAACCGAUAGGUACUAUUCAAGAUUGGGUUUAUAUAAGAAAUACAAGAAUUUCUGGCAAUGAAGAAAAACGACUGACAGAAACUUUCUUACAGUGUUUACAAUUAUGCCAAUCAACAAUAAAUUGUUUAUCAAUAACAUAUGGUUUUCUUUCAAAAUCGUGUGCAUUAUUCGAUCGGAAUGAAAAUAGUGAUGAAAAUAACAACAUGUUUCUCUCCUAUGGAUAUAUUUCAGCGAUCAAUUUUCAACUUAUUUAUGGUAAUAAUACAAAUGAAUGGAGAUUUAUCCCUGAAAGCAGUCUUACUGAUGAUGAUGAUGAUGACGAUGACGACGACGAUGAAGAAGUUAAAAAGGAUGAGCAACAUCCUCGAACAAUGGUAACAACAACAGCAGCAAGAUCAUCAAUGUGCGAAGAAACACCGAAUAAUGCAUCAUCGAAUAUACAGAGUUAUUACAAUCCUAAUUGUUUCACAUCAGGUAAAUGCCACGAGAACAGACAGAACUAG
This is a messenger RNA of Rotaria socialis, 1887 nucleotides long. Lineage: Eukaryota; Metazoa; Rotifera; Eurotatoria; Philodinida; Philodinidae. The record is from the annotation of a GenBank genome assembly.